This is a messenger RNA of Hibiscus syriacus, 492 nucleotides long. RefSeq names its product B-box zinc finger protein 22-like. Gene Ontology annotation, cellular component: nucleus. The coding region runs from base 124 to 453 and encodes 109 amino acids. Lineage: Eukaryota; Viridiplantae; Streptophyta; Magnoliopsida; Malvales; Malvaceae. The record is from RefSeq and is a predicted model, not a curated record. The transcript is spliced from 2 exons. Gene Ontology annotation, biological process: photomorphogenesis; regulation of DNA-templated transcription. Gene Ontology annotation, molecular function: zinc ion binding.
CAAAAAAGAAACGUUCGUCUCCACUCUCACCAAUAAACCUUCCCCAUCUAUCCAAAAACAAAGAAAACUACAAUCUGAAAUUUGGAUUUUGUUGAAACGACACACACAGAGAGGGAGAGAGAGAUGAGGAUACAGUGCAACCUGUGCGAGGUGGCCGUGGCGAAGGUACUUUGCUGCGCCGACGAGGCGGCGCUCUGUUUGGCGUGCGACCAAAAAGUCCACGACGCCAACAUGUUGGUCAGCGAGCACCACCGUCUCCCCCUCUCCUCUUCUUAUCAGAUGCCUAAAUGUGAUAUAUGUCAGGAAACACCUGGGUUUUUCUUUUGUUUGGAAGAUCGAGCUUUACUCUGCAGAAAAUGUGAUGUGGCUAUACAUACGGUAAAUUCACUUGUGUCCGGCCAUCACAGAUACUUGCUAACAGGAGUUGAAGUUGAUACUGAAACUAAAAACUGAUCCAAAAUCUCAUAAACUAAAUCUAAUGCUACAUCUACA